Saccoglossus kowalevskii is the source of this 3530-nucleotide messenger RNA. Its product is annotated as E3 ubiquitin-protein ligase rnf213-alpha-like. Lineage: Eukaryota; Metazoa; Hemichordata; Enteropneusta; Harrimaniidae. Gene Ontology annotation, molecular function: ATP binding; ubiquitin-protein transferase activity; ATP hydrolysis activity. The record is from RefSeq and is a predicted model, not a curated record.
AUGAAGUCUCGGUGGAUUGGACCAGCUCAGCCACUGAGGGCUGUACCGACCCCACCUCGGUACUCGCCAUUGAUGUCAGUGCCCCAGCAAGAACACACUGUAUCCCGGUGUCAGUACCAGCGGUGGUUGGCAGCUCCAUUCCCCCGGAAAGAGUGGUGGAGCGAGGCGUGCCCGCCUCAGUACUACCACACGGAGGAACUAACUUCUGCUCCAACGAUUGUGAAUCCCACAGAUGACAAACUCCCUCAAGGCAAAAUCCUGAGUCCCGUUCACAACCAAGGCAAGAGUGACAACACAUGUGUGGGGUUGCAAACUGGCAUCGCUAAGUGGCAAGAUGAACAUGUCUUAUGUGCCGCAAAGACAUCACUGGGAGGUCCACAGAAGCCUGGUAAUUCGGAUGGUCCAAAGCAUGACAUACAAACUGUGGUUGGUUGUGCUGAUUCAACUGCAACUGAAAACAAAACAGAGAGAGUGUCAGACUUGCUAACUUGGUCUCUAACUAUUUCUAAAGCCUUCAGAAGUACAGAAGAGGUGACAAAGAAAACAAAACAUGUGAGUGUUUUAAAAGGUGCAGUUUCUCAAAAAUCUAGUACUUCAGAAUGUCUAAAAUCUGUUGAAAAAUCAAAUACUUCUGAUGAAUCAAAUGGAGCAAAAGGGAAAGCAGAAGUGAUGUCAUCAUUUCUCCAAAGUAAACUUGAUGAGAUUUGUGGAAUGAUGAAAAAGAACAACUAUAUGCCUCCCAAGAAGAUGGAUGACUUUCAAAAUGAUAUUGACAGAGUUGUUUCAGCAUUAGCAAUGUUGGUACUGGUCAAGGAAUCUAAAACAACUUUGCAAAAACAUCACAUGAGAUGUCUUGCUGCAUCAUUGUUUCUCACUUGUGACACAAUACAGGAAUGUAAACACAUGAAGAAAGCAAUUGAGGAAAAUUUCUUUGAUACAGAUAUAUUUCCGAAGGCAUCCAGCUUGCUUGGUCCAUAUUUCAAUAUCUACCCAAAGUUAUCAAGAGCAUUGAUAUAUCCAAUAAAUCCAUAUUCUGAUUUCACAGUUCAGUUCUUCAAAUCAAACCACAAAUUACCGGUGUACAUUUGUUAUGCCAGAUUAUUGAAGGAUAUAUCGGAUUCGAAGUAUCAUCUUAGUCAGAAAUGUUGUAGUAUUUUAGAACUUUUUGACGAAAUGAACAUGAAAUCUGUCUCAGAAGAAACACAAAGUGAAAAUGAGCACACAUUACUGAUGAAUGAAAUGCGAACUCAUGCCUACAAGGUUGCGAAAGAAUUAGUCAUUGCAGUAGCUAAGGAAAAGAAACUUGAAAUGGAGAAAAUAUUGAUUGUUGCUAAGUUUUUUGUCAGCGAAGUUAAUAUGACAAAAUUGUUGUUAGAACGCAGUGGAUCGAAUGGUGAAAAACUCACCACUGAUGAGCUCAUGGAAGAUAUCAAGAAAGUUUCCUCAUUGUUGGGGAUAUCAAUGUCCUGUGAUUUACCUAAUGAAAGAAUUGGUUUGAAAAGGGAACUUAUGAAAUGGUCUGAACUGGCUAAAGUGGCUUUCAUCGAAAACAAACUACAAGAAACAUGGAUUGAAAGCACAUUAUCCGUCUUGAAAAAAUGUAUAGAAAAGGCUAACACAGACACCACAAUCAAUAUAUACCAAUGGGCAAACGAUGAUAAGAUUUCUAAACAUAUCCAAGAACUGGUAACACAAAUAAUAUACACAAUCCUUGAAGAUUAUAAACCUAGUUCUGAAAGGAAGCCAAUACUGCAAUUGAAAUCAGACAAUCUUGAAAGAUAUACACAGCUUAUCUCGCAAUUUAUAAUUCGUCUGUGGUCGAAACUUAGGGGAAAAAAAGAUGAUGAUAAGUUUAAACUCCUGCUACAAGAAAAAGCUUGGCCCAGGUGUAUAGAGCUCAGCCUUGACGUCAAUGUUUCUCCAGAAGCAGCAACAUGUUUGAAGGAUGCAAAAACAUUAAUACAACAUGGAAUAGAGGACCUAUAUAAGUGUGAUGUAGAGAUGGGAAGUAUUACGUGUAUGCUGAAAAAUGAAACCGAGUUUAUAAUGUUUUGUGAAAGUAUUCACAAAGAUGAACAGUAUACCAAAUCAGCUGAAAUACCUAACAUAGAAGACAUACACAAAUGCAUCACAGCGAAGAAAACAGAGUAUGAAAUGCUGCAAAACUUCAAACAUUCACUGAAAUUGUGCAGUGAAAUGCUGUCAAAAUUGAAUAAAGAAGUCGUAAUUCCUGCUGAAGUAAAUGCUAGAAACACUGACUACAAACGUGUACAGUCAUAUAUUCAACGUUUAAGUAAUGAUAUAUUCAAUGGCACAAUAUCAAUAUCACAGCUGCAAAUACUUGUACACCAUAAAGAUGCUUUUGCAAAGUUGUGGAAAACAGCAGAUAAGUAUCAGGGAACAGAUGAAUGCAAAAUAACUGUAGAGGAUAUGACCAAAUGCAUCACAACUAGAGAGAAGGAAGUCAAAGCUCUAUUACACUUCAAAUCUAAAGUGCAACUUGUGAUUGGACUAUUUCAAAAAUCAAAUCAUGAUUUCACAGUACUGCACCGUAUAUUAGAAACCCUGGAAGAUCCUCAGUCACACAUCUGUGACAUGUUUGACGUGAAGGUGUUUGACAAACUGUCUGAGUCCCCAUUCAUAACUAAUAGUCAUACACUAGAUGAAAACAACAGUUUUCCACAAUUACCAAAGUCAGUAAUUAUCAUGAUAAAUGAGAUCCCUUGUAGUAAAUUAGUUGUCCAAAUGUUUGAUGAUACCAAUAAAUAUGUGCAGACUGCUCCACCAAGUCUCAACAUGCCAACUACUUCAAUCCAGUCACCUGAAUCAAUUCAGUCCAUAACAGAAAAUGUUAUCCCAACAGCAACUAUUUCAUCUGAACUCGUUCAGGAAAUGUCAACAGAAAAUGUGGAGGAUCAGGUCACAACGACUAGCUUUGAUGUAGAAGCUGUUGAUAGAUUAGCAACUGAAGUAUGGCCAUAUGUAAAGUCUAGAUUAAAGAAACUAAAAGAUGAGAUAUCCUCUCAUAAUAUCUUACUUUCUGAUGUACAUUACUACUUCAGAGCAUACCAGCAUAAUAUAAAUUCACUUCAUGACCAGUUAGUUCCCAUUGUAGGAAAACAGGGGGAGAAAGAGGAAAUUGCAAAAUUUUGUGCAACUGUACACGAUUAUUUUUCCCUGGAAGAGGUGAAAAAAGCAGCAGCUGUCGUAAAAAAAUGCAAGGAUGCUCUUGAAGUUAAUGGUGAUUUUACUUCAAUCACCAUAAUUGAUGAACAGGAUACUAAAAGAGAAGGCAAGUAUUUGAAGUCAAUAAACGACAGCGUGGUUGAUACAAGAAAUGUUCUACGUACUUUCACAGAUGAAAGAUUAGAGUGUUUACAAACAUUUACUAUGUGUAAAGAAAUCAUCAGUUGGAGUAUUGAAGGCUUGAGAGAAGCUCAGCCAAGAACAUUUACAUGUAUUGAAGAGACUAAAGGAUGUCCAUGGUCCAUCUGAAGUGAAGUGUGUGGAACAGAUGAACGCUGUUAAUU